Brugia pahangi is the source of this 1494-nucleotide messenger RNA. Lineage: Eukaryota; Metazoa; Nematoda; Chromadorea; Rhabditida; Onchocercidae. The record is from the annotation of a GenBank genome assembly.
AUGACAUCUGAAACAGAAGGCACUGAAAUUGAAUCGGUAGAUGUGUCACAAUUAAUGGAUAAACAUCAAUCAAUCAAGACUGAUGGUACCACCACAAAAGCAUUGAAUUUAGAGAUGGAACUUGAAAAGAGUUCGGAUGGACAAGAGAAGGGAAUCAAUUGGUUCAUGGCUUCGAUGUUCAUUCUAGGCGACUUAGUCGGUGGUGGCGUUGUUGCAAUGCCUGUCGCAUUUGCUCAGACAGGAUUUUUACUUGGCGUGCUGUUUAUGGUAAUCAUUUGUGCAAUUUUUGUAACAACCGGGUGGCUACUUGCUGAUACAUGGGAAAUUAUGCGUAAACGAUGGCCGGAGUACCGUAAACACUGCCGGAAACCAUUUUCAGAAAUGGCUUUAAGAAGCAUGAGCAAGAAAUCGGAAAUUGUCACCAAAGUGACUGUCUAUUCAACUCUAUUUGGUGCCACUGUGGUUUAUAUACUUCUUUCCUCUAAGAUAAUCCAGAAAUUUAUGAAUAAUUUCGACCUGAGUUUCAAUUUUUGCUUGCUUCUUAUUAUCGUUUCCAUAUCUAUAUUACCCAUAACAUUUCUUAAGUCACCCGCUGAUUUCUGGUGGGCGAUCCUUAUUGCUGUCCUUUGUACUAUUAUAACAAUCACUAUGAUAUUCGUUGGUAUUAGUUUAGAUUUUCAUGACUGCUACCAUGAGGCUCACUAUUCGGGUACUUCAAUCGACGCCAUCCUCGGUUUGGGCAUUUUCCUGUUUGCCUUUAAUGGUCACCAAGUUUUUCCAACUGUGCAGAACGACAUGCGCAAUCCGGCGGACUUCAAGAAAUCGGUUUUAGUCGGAUUCGUUUUUGUGGCAUUACUUUACAUGCCUUUGUCCGCAUAUGCAUUUCUUAUAUACGGUGACAGUAUGGCCAAUUCAGUGAUUGAUUCAGUGCAGACAACUUGGAUUCGUUACGUGGCUGAUUUAUCCAUAGCGAUACAUUGUAUUCUUGCUAUUAUUAUCACCGUGAAUCCGAUCAAUCUGCAAUUGGAAGACACGUUCGAUGUGCCGCAGAAAUUCUGUUUCAAACGAGUGUUAGUUCGCACAAGCCUAUUGCUUACAGCAUUAUUUGUUGGCAUGUCACUCCCCAACUUUGGUUCUGUGAUGAAUUUAUUUGGAAGUACCGCAGUACCUUGUACAUGUGUCGUUUUACCAACCUUAUUUAAUAUUUAUAUUAAAGCUGCUACCUAUGAUAAAGAUAAUAACAUAUGGAUUAAGCCGACAUUUCUCGACCAAUUAAAUAUAGCUAAUUUUGCAGUGCUAACUGUGAUUUGUUCCGUCAUCGCUACUGUAUUGUCUGUUAAAGAAAUAUUAGGUGUGAGAUUCACUCCACCGUGUUAUAUUCUGCCAUUUCUUACUUAUAAGAAUAGAACACAGCUGGAUGCCGAUGUGCUCAACUGCUGUGGAAUGUUUAUGAACAUUUCGAAAUUCAACUUUCAAUGUGGUGCUCGAUCUUGA